Vicia villosa (hairy vetch) is the source of this 633-nucleotide messenger RNA. RefSeq lists its product as uncharacterized. Bases 1 to 633 code for a protein of 210 amino acids. The transcript is spliced from 2 exons. The record is from RefSeq and is a predicted model, not a curated record. Lineage: Eukaryota; Viridiplantae; Streptophyta; Magnoliopsida; Fabales; Fabaceae.
AUGAUAAUUCUUUCAUAUAACUUAAGGGGUGGUGGGAAUCAGACAAAACGUAAGAGAGUCGACUUUUUAAUUCAAAAAAGUGACGUUGAUCUUUGCUUCAUUCAAGAAACAAAAUUAAGUGGAAUAGGAUUGAAUUUAGUCAAAGAGAUGUGGGGAGAUGUUGAUGUUGAAUGGUCCUAUUUGGAUGCUAAUGGAGCUUCGAGUGGUAUUCUCACCAUGUGGAAAAAAGAAUUCUUUUUUCUAAAUUAUAGUUUUAGAGGUGAAGGAUUUCUUGGACUAUGUGUGGAGAAGGAGGAUGAGAGAAUUGGAGUUCCUAGUAGUGGUAAUAGUAGGGAGAUAAGAUUCUUCAACGAGUUCAUAGAGGAAAUGGACUUGGUGGAUCUUCCUACUAUAGGUGGAAAUUUUACUUGGUUCAAAAGCAACGGGAAGGCGAUGAGUAGGCUAGAUAGAUUUCUAUUAUCGAAGACUUUUGUGGAGGAUUGGAAGGUGGAUGGGCAACAUAUAGGAGAGAGGGAUGUGUCCGAUCAUGCUCCCAUUUGGUUGAAAGAUAAUAGAAAAGAUUGGGGACCUAAAUCGUUCAAGUUUAACAAUAUGUGGUUCAAGCAUGAAGAGUUUGAUAGCUUUGUGGAAUAG